ACUGUGUGACCGUGGGAGGCAAUCCCUAAGCGACCCAUGUGUAUCAUCUUCUUUAAAUUUGAUCCUCGCCCUGCUUCCAAAAAUGCGUACAGCGCCCUCUACUGACAAAACUUAACACAGUACCAACUGUAAAGAAGAGACUUUAGCUUCAUUAUCACAGAACAGGAAUCCCUGGAUGGUGUAAAUGGUUCAUGCGUAUUAACCAAAAGGUUAGCAGUUCAAGUCCACCCAGAGAUGCCUCUGAAGAAAGUCCUGGUGGUCUACUUCUAAAAAAUCAGCCGUUGAAGAAACCAAUGCUCAUUCUAGCAGCCAACAGAGAUGAAUUCUACCACAGGCCGACCAAAUUAGCCAACUUUUGGGGGGACAACAAUGAGAUCCUCAGCGGGCUCGACAUGGAGGAAGGGAAGGAAGGCGGGACGUGGCUCGGCAUCAGCACACAGGGCAAACUGGCAGCACUCACCAACUACCUGCAGCCACGGCUGGACAGGGACGCCCGGGGCAGAGGUGAACUGGUCACCCACUUUCUGACCACCAACAUAGACAGCUUGUCCUACCUGAAGAAGGUCUCCAUGGAGGGGCACCUGUACAAUGGCUUCAACCUGAUAGCAGCAGAUUUAAGCACAGCCAAAGGAGACGUUGUCUGCUACUAUGGAAACCGGGGGCAGCCUGAGCCUGUCGUCCUGACACCAGGCAUCUACGGGCUGAGCAACGCACUGUUGGACACGCCCUGGAGGAAGCUGAGCUUUGGGAAGCAGCUGUUCCAGGAGGCUGUGGAGCAGAGCCAGGCUCUAUCCAAGGACACCCUCAUCGCCCAGCUCCUCGACGUGCUUAACAAUGAAGAGGCACAACUGCCGGACCCAGCCAUCAUGGACCAGGGCAGGGAGUACGUGCAGCCCUUUCUGAGCAAGUAUGCGGCUGUGUGUGUGCGCGGCCCAAACUAUGGCACCAGAACCAACACGAUCAUCCUCGUGGAUGUGGAAGGCCAUGUGACCUUCACAGAGCGCAGCAUGCUGGACAAGGACCCCACCUGCUGGGAGACCAGUACCUAUGAGUUCAAGCUACAGAGCUAACCCCACCCCAGUUGGAGCAGGUGCAGACAGGACCCUCCACAAAUACACUGCACUGCCCAUGAGAGGCUCAGGCAUCAUCCCCAGGACCAGGGCCCUCUGAUUUGUAUACUGCUGUCUGUGUCCCAUGCCCAAAUUGGGAUCCACCGUUAUACCAUAUGGGGAGUGACAGUGUCUGACACCCAGGUCCAAGGCAGGCACAGAUGUGGUAUGCAUAUAUGAAUGCGCCUGGGCCUGCCCAGGCACAUGCACAUUUACCCAUACAAACACACACACACACACAAACACACACACACGUAUGCACACAAGGUGCACACGCAAACACUCACACAUGCACAUACACCACAUCCUUACACACAUGGCAUGCACACAUGGGCACACACUCAUGCGUUCACAUGCAUGGGCACACACACACGUGUGCUGAUGAAGUAGAAGCUUGCCUCUCAUACCACACAUGCUCUGGCCAGUGGAUCUUCGCUUUGGUCAAAAUGACAGGAGAAAACUGUUGUCUAAAAGUGGCCCUUCCUUCAGGCAUGCAGGACACAUACGUGAUUCGAUUUUUGACAACCAGCGCUCCUCUAGGAGAGGAGAUGGGCCGUGUUUGGAGUGAGAUGCAAGGAAGGAAGACCCAAGAAAAACCCACUCUAAACAACAACAUUGCUCGGUUGGGGGAUCCAGUAGCCCCGUGUGCUCUGGGCGGUCUUGUGUGUUCUAGGUGGUCCCACGGGCUCUGGGCAAUCCGUGUGCACCGGAUGGUCCUGUGCAUGGCAGGUGGUCCUGUGUGUUCCUGUGGUCCCAUGUGCACUGGGGUCCUGUGUGCGCUGGGGUCCUGUGUAUGCCCUUGCAGUCCCCAGGGUAUCCCCCGCCCCCGCCAACCUCUUGCUCAGGGUUCUCAUUCAAGUGGGGGUUCUAUGUUCUGAGGUAGGCUUGUUCACCAAGAGGAUACAUCCAGCUUGUGCCAUUUCCCUUCUUCUUGGAGAGCCAAACUUCACUGGCAUCCAAACUUCAUCGGAAUGGGUACUUGAAUGCAAGAUAUUGAUAAUAAAACUUUCAUUGAGGCUGUGCUGAGUACGUGCA
Loxodonta africana (African savanna elephant) is the source of this 2144-nucleotide messenger RNA. It is a transcript of the gene TANGO2, whose product is annotated as transport and golgi organization 2 homolog. Bases 192 to 1070 code for a protein of 292 amino acids. Lineage: Eukaryota; Metazoa; Chordata; Mammalia; Proboscidea; Elephantidae. Gene Ontology annotation, biological process: Golgi organization; protein secretion. The record is from RefSeq and is a predicted model, not a curated record. Gene Ontology annotation, cellular component: Golgi apparatus. The transcript is spliced from 9 exons.